Messenger RNA from Musca domestica (house fly), 479 nucleotides. RefSeq lists its product as uncharacterized. The transcript has 2 exons. The record is from RefSeq and is a predicted model, not a curated record. Gene Ontology annotation, molecular function: phosphatidylinositol bisphosphate binding. Gene Ontology annotation, cellular component: membrane. The coding region runs from base 108 to 479 and encodes 123 amino acids. Lineage: Eukaryota; Metazoa; Arthropoda; Insecta; Diptera; Muscidae.
UCAGGUAGCUCCAAAGUAUAGUCAAAUAAUCAAUGUAACCGACAAUUCUAAACCAAUCGGAUAUUUCAAGUGAAAAUACAAAAUUUCAUUACUCAUCCACCUGCAAUAUGCCCCAGAUAAAACCCCUUCCAGCAGAAUUACAAAAAAUUGCCAUCGCCGAGCUGGGUGAGGUACCAUCAAGAAUUGAUAAAUAUUUGGAAGAUUUUCGAGAAUGGAUAGAGCUGCAACCACAUUUGAGAGUUCGCACCGACGAUCAGUAUCUAAUACAAUUCCUAAGAGGCUCAAAAUACAGUUUGGAAAAGGCCAAGCAAAAGCUAACCUAUACGUGUGUGAUAAAGACAAAAUUUCCCAAAAUGUUUUGUCUAACCAACAUUGAUGAUCUGGGCUUUCGGAAAAUGAUCAAUCCAGGAUCCCUGCUACCCCUUACUAAUAAUUCUCCUUACUAUGAGAAAUACUGGGAAUCCUGUCGAGAGCAAUGA